Dendrobium catenatum is the source of this 1067-nucleotide messenger RNA. RefSeq names its product aquaporin PIP1-2. Gene Ontology annotation, biological process: transmembrane transport; response to water deprivation. Gene Ontology annotation, molecular function: water channel activity. Gene Ontology annotation, cellular component: plasma membrane; plasmodesma; vacuole. The transcript is spliced from 4 exons. Lineage: Eukaryota; Viridiplantae; Streptophyta; Magnoliopsida; Asparagales; Orchidaceae. The record is from RefSeq and is a predicted model, not a curated record. Bases 26 to 889 code for a protein of 287 amino acids.
AGAGAGAGAGAGAGAGAGAGAGGAAAUGGAGGCGAAGGAGCAAGAUGUGAGUUUGGGAGCAAACAAGUUUUCAGAAAGGCAGCCUAUAGGCACUGCUGCGCAGAGUCAGGAUAGAGACUACAAGGAGCCUCCUCCGGCUCCUCUGUUUGAGCCCAGGGAGCUCAAGUCCUGGUCUUUCUAUAGGGCAGGAAUUGCAGAAUUUGUGGCGACCUUCCUCUUCCUCUACAUCACCAUUCUCACUGUGAUGGGGGUUUCCACUUCAAACAGCAAGUGUUCAACCGUUGGGAUUCAGGGGAUUGCUUGGGCUUUUGGUGGCAUGAUCUUUGCCCUUGUGUACUGCACUGCUGGGAUCUCCGGUGGGCACAUCAACCCAGCAGUUACAUUCGGUCUCUUCCUGGCCAGGAAACUCUCCCUGACUAGAGCUCUCUUCUACAUUGUGAUGCAAUGCCUUGGUGCCAUUUGCGGUGCUGGUGUUGUCAAGGGCUUUAAGAAGGGUCUCUACAUGGCUAAGGGAGGUGGAGCCAAUGUGGUGAACCUGGGCUACACAAAGGGAGAUGGCCUCGGCGCUGAGAUUAUUGGAACUUUUGUUCUAGUCUAUACUGUCUUCUCCGCCACUGAUGCAAAGAGGAAUGCCAGAGAUUCUCAUGUUCCUAUACUUGCUCCCUUGCCUAUUGGCUUUGCUGUUUUCCUUGUUCACUUGGCCACCAUCCCUAUCACUGGCACAGGCAUCAACCCAGCUAGGAGCCUUGGUGCUGCCAUAAUCUAUAACAGAGAUCAUGCUUGGGAUGACCAUUGGAUUUUCUGGGUAGGUCCCUUCAUUGGAGCUGCUCUGGCUGCCAUCUACCACCAGAUAGUUAUCAGGGCCAUCCCAUUCAAGAGCCGGACUUGAUCAAAUAUUGACAGUUUGGCGUGUGAUGAUCAUAAUUGUUCUUGUGACUGUACCUUUUUGUUCUACUAAAUGAACUGCUGUGUAAUACUACUAUUUACUAUUCAUCCUUGUUCUCGUUUACUGCUGCUAUGUAACAGCUUUUAGCUUCCUUUGAUCAUUGCUUUCCUUCUUAGCUAAA